AUUUACACCAGAGUAGGCAUGCAUAGGAUUGCCCUGUUAAUAACCAAAUAUGCAUUUUAGGAUAUUAGAGUACUAUACAAAAGCUGAAUUCUGAAGUGCAAUAUAAUAUGAAGAAGGACCCAUCUUUUGCAGCCCAUAUAACAUAAGUUGUUAUGGGAUGAUGGGAGGAUUAUGCUGAGAUGCCUUGUUCCAGUCCUGAUGAUGUCACAGGCAGCCAUACAUAGACAAAGGGACAGCAUAAAAAGGAAUAGAGCGACCACCGGCUCUCACCGCGUCACUCACUGAGAAGAGAGCAGAGCAGUGCCACUCUCCAUCACUCCAGGGAAAAAUUGGGGCCUGAGCUUCACCAGGUUCCCCUUACGAGUCACAGAACCUUUGAAGAGGGAAAAGGAAACAGACAUGAGGCUCUUCAUCAUCUGCCUCUUGUGCUUGCUGAUGGACUGCCUGCUGCUGCCUGACGCCGAAUGCCGAAUCCUUGAGCGAUCCAUGGAAGUCAGAAAUCCAGACAUUGAUCCUUCCUGGUACACGGGGCGAGGGAUCCGACCUGUGGGACGGUUUGGCAGAAGGAGAGCAGCAGGGGAGAAUGCCCAGAAAAGUGACCACCGGCCCCAGCAAGCCUGCUUCCCCAUAGGAGACAGCGAUGAGCAGCUGCAAGAUGAAUGAUGCCUCUGAAGUGAACGAUCUCCCAUCCCGACAAGAAAGAACACACACACACACAUCGCAAUCUCUCCGGAGGCCAAAUAAAAAAUGUUGGACUUUUUGCCCUGUUUCUUUUAUGUCUCGUGCCAGAGGAGUAGAGUUCAAGAGCAGGGUUUGGCUGAAGAAUUUCCUUAGACUAUAUCUCUCUACGCCCUCACAUUGUAUUCCUUUUACUGUCAAAUUCAUUUUCAGAUUUCUUGCACCAGUAAAGGCUGUCCCUUUUGUGAAUGACGUUAAUGUGUUGCAGAACAACUAUCCUUAAACUCCACUC
Molecule: messenger RNA, 970 nt
Organism: Podarcis raffonei (Aeolian wall lizard)
Lineage: Eukaryota; Metazoa; Chordata; Lepidosauria; Squamata; Lacertidae
Gene: PRLH
Product: prolactin releasing hormone
Exons: 3
Coding region: 400-663 (87 amino acids)
Biological process (GO): response to peptide hormone; G protein-coupled receptor signaling pathway; feeding behavior
Molecular function (GO): prolactin-releasing peptide receptor binding; neuropeptide hormone activity
Source: RefSeq, a predicted model, not a curated record